[Torrubiella] hemipterigena is the source of this 676-nucleotide messenger RNA. Lineage: Eukaryota; Fungi; Ascomycota; Sordariomycetes; Hypocreales; Clavicipitaceae. The record is from the annotation of a GenBank genome assembly.
UGUGGCUUUAUCGAUGAUGCGUUUGCAUUUCGAUGACAUCGGUUCGUACCAGUGUCCGUCUGCGAAUCGUGAUUUGGGAAGGAGCUGAUAUGGAUACAGCUAGAUUCUGCAGCAUGUGAUGUGUAGUCCAUUGCCUGUUUGGAUGUCGAUGAUGUCAAAGGAGGGGUAGACCGAUUCUCAACAGUUUGCCGCACUGGUCACUAUAAAAGCCAUCAUAGCUCACCAGUGUUUUUUCAUCUUGACCUUCUUUCAUCCUCAUCUCUUCUACUCAUACUACAUAUUCUCAUCCAUCAAUCUUUCUUCUCAACACCAAUCACAAUGGAGUCUAUCAAGCAAGCCGCCAACUACGCCUCUGAGCAGGUUCAGAAGGCCACCUCUGGUGUCAGCAAGGAAACCAACAAGGAGGUCGCCAAGGACUCCAACGCCUCUGUCGGCACCCGUCUCAACGCUGCCAAGGAUGCCGUCGGUGACAAGAUUGACGAGAGCAAGCACGACGCCAAGGGUGAGGCCCACAAGCAGCAGAUCUAAAGACGCUGUUCACGAUACACGAAGCGCAUCUUUUCCUCUGAUACUCCUCAACAACAAUUGUUGACGCCAGUGGAAUUAGCAUUAAUAACCUUGUACUAUCAAUAAACCCGUCAAAAAUAAAGAAUUAGUUGAACAAUCCCAACAUUGG